Messenger RNA from Trichoderma virens Gv29-8, 1629 nucleotides. RefSeq lists its product as uncharacterized. The transcript is spliced from 7 exons. NCBI's taxonomy places the organism in Eukaryota, Fungi, Ascomycota, Sordariomycetes, Hypocreales, Hypocreaceae. The record is from RefSeq and is a predicted model, not a curated record. Bases 1 to 1629 code for a protein of 542 amino acids. Gene Ontology annotation, molecular function: ATP-dependent protein folding chaperone; ATP binding.
AUGAGCGAAGAGAGAAGAAUUGUCGUGUCUAUUGACUUUGGUACCACUUUUUCGGGCGUCGCUUGGGCAGAGACGACUCAACCGGAUGUCCAGCAUGUUUUAUCCGACUGGCCGUCAGUUGGUUCGUCCCAAAAUAGCCCCAAAGUCCCGACAGAGCUGCGGAAAAUAGCAACAGGUUGGCAAUGGGGCUUCCAGAUCCCGAAAGCGGCAAAGAGAAGUCGAUUCUUCAAGCUAAGGUUAGAUGAACCGCCGGAUACAAAUGCAAAGACAGACGGAGAAUCGGCUCAAGAACUAACAAGGGUAUAUCUAUCAUGCCUCUACGCCCACUUUAUCAGCGUCUUGGAGGGCCAGAUGUCGCCCAGCGUGGUGCAAUCAACUCCAAUGGAUGUUGUUGUUACUGUUCCAGCUAUUUGGUCAAAUAGCGCAAAGCAGGAAACGGAAAAAGCAGCAUCAUUAGCUGGCUUUGGUGGAGAGAAUAAGAUUAGACUUAUAUCAGAGCCUGAAGCGGCAGCGUUAUACACUGUCAAAUACCUGAGCCCUUCUGUCCUACAAACUGGUCGAAGAUUUGUGGUUUGUGACGCAGGAGGAGGAACAGUUGAUCUCAUCACCUAUGAGGUUGCCAAAGUUCAGCCCCUACAAAUGAGAGAGGUCACAGAGGGCACUGGAGGUAAAUGUGGGUCUUCGAUGCUCAACAUGAGGUUCCGGCGAUAUUUGAAACAGGCACACGGGGAUAAAUAUUGGACAGAUGAGCGACUCGUCAUUGCUUUGGGAGAUUUUGAAUCGUUUAAGAAGGAUUUUUCCCCUAGAGGUGAGCCACUUACGCUGAAAGUCGACCCAUCUCUUGGCCUGAGACGAAAUCGAUUCACAAUACCACAAGACGAUAUGACACUCAAGAUAUGGGACCCAAUUAUGAAGGACAUAAUUUGCUUGAUUAAUGAACAGAUAUCAAUGGCAGACGAGGAGGUUGCUGCUGUCGUCCUCGUUGGUGGGUUUGGCCAGAGUAAAUACUUGAAGGCUCGCGUCCGAGAAGCCAUCAUUCCCGGAGUGCGAGUUCUUCAGCCGGAAAAUGGUGUCACAGCAGUAGUGAAGGGGGCCGUUAUCUAUGGCCUUGGGAAUUACCAGCCCGCGAUGGCCCCGGUGGGCAUUGCAUCUCGGGUCGCCAGACGGUCAUACGGCACCUGCCUAUUGGCAAAGUACGAUCCGGCGAAGCACGACCGGAACGAAGCAUUUUGGUCCGACAAAGAAGAAGAAUGGGUCGUUAUUGAAAUGUGUUGGUUCAUCCGCAAGGGCCAAUCGUACCCUGAAGGCAAGCCUUCUAAGAUCGAAUAUCAGUGCGAUAUACCCGUUUUCAUGGGGCAUAAACCACAGGCAGAUAUCGAGAUCUUCAGCAACGAUGAUGAUCGUGAAGCACCAAUACACAUCACCGGCUCUACCAAACGGGUAGCUACGCUAUUUCUCGAUCUGCAUAAGAUACCCAAGUCAGCAAAGACAUCUGCGAAAAAGAAGAAAAUGGGAUGGCACCGAUAUUAUUGCUUGACCGGGGCAAUUGAAGCAAGCUAUGGGUCCGCAAUGAUAACUUACACGGUGAAACUUGGAGGUUCGCUCGCCCUAUUACCCAACCUCCAAUGA